AUGCUCUGCCUGCGCAAGCCUUGGACCACUCGUCUGCAAGGAGUGGCACGUGCCAGCUCAACACAGGCGCUGGCUUCGCCUCUGGCAGGAAUACGGGUGCUGGAGCUUGCCAGCGUUCUCGCUGGGCCUUCGGUCGGCCAAUUCCUUGCAGAGCUGGGUGCCGACGUUGUGAAGGUCGAGAACCGCAAGACUGGCGGGGACGUGACCCGGUCGUGGCGAUUGCGCGGUGACAGUCCGCAGCAGGCCACCAGCUACUUCUCCUGUUGCAAUCUGGGAAAGCGCUCCCUGGCCGUCGAUGCAUCCACGGACCGCGGCCGAGACUUAUGCAGGCGUUUGGCCAUUUCAUCUGAUAUUGUCCUCGCCUCCUACAAGCCUGGGGACGAUGUAAAGCUGGGACUCGAUGCUGCGCAGCUCCGCUCCGAGGCACCACGGCUCAUCUAUGCCCAGAUCACUGGGUACGGCCUUGAUGAUCCACGUACCGGCUACGACGCUGUGAUCCAGGCAGAGUCGGGCUUCACCUUCAUGAACGGCGCACCUGCUCACCAGGGCGGAGGCCCAACGAAGAUGCCCGUGGCCCUCGUGGACUUGCUUGCAGCGCAUCAGCUCAAGGAGGCAAUCCUCCUAGCCUUGUUCAACCGAGAGCGCUUCGGAGAAGGUGCGCACGUGCACGUGUCCCUCAUGGCAGCAGCGGUCGCGUCUCUAGCCAACCAGGCCACAGGCUACCUGAUCGCUGGAGAGGUGCCGCAAAGGAUGGGUUCGGACCAUCCAUCAAUCUGCCCCUAUGGCACGGCAUUCUACGACAAGGACGGUGAAGCGCUGAUCCUGGCAGUUGGAACCGAUACCCAAUUCGCAGCGUUGUGCGAGGUGUUGCAGUGCUCGGAUCUUGCCGCGGAUCCGCGCUACAUCCGAAACCCAGAUCGGGUGAUGAAUCGGCAGGAGCUCCACGCUGCACUGGCUGUGGCCGUGGCAAAGUGGCAUCGCGACGAGCUUCUCGUGGCACUGGGUGCAAGGAAGGUUCCUGCUGGGGCAGUUGCCGACAUGGCCAAAGUCUUCGACACGGAUCCGGCUCAGGCCCUAGUGGUCCGUGACGAGGGCGGCAAGCCUGUGGGGCUCCGCCAGGUGGCUUGGCUCGGCGACCGGCCAAGCGCCGAAUCUCCCCGGCGGCCACCAGGCUUUGGCGAGCACAGUGUCGAAGUUCUCACGGAGGAUCUUCAGCUGAGUCCUGCUGAUGUGCAGAGGUUGCUCGAAGACGGUGUGGUGCAUGCCGACGAAAGCCGAGGGUUGUGA
Messenger RNA from Symbiodinium natans, 1287 nucleotides. The record is from the annotation of a GenBank genome assembly. NCBI's taxonomy places the organism in Eukaryota, Dinophyceae, Suessiales, Symbiodiniaceae.